Prorocentrum cordatum is the source of this 1063-nucleotide messenger RNA. Lineage: Eukaryota; Dinophyceae; Prorocentrales; Prorocentraceae. The record is from the annotation of a GenBank genome assembly.
UGGACUACGGCGAGACAGGUUCCUUAAGGAAGUGGAGGAUCUUCAUGGAGGGGAAGUGCGCGGUCCACCAAUGAAGGGUGCCAUAGGGUCGAGCGGCGCUGCAGCAUCGGGGAUCGAAGCCAGAAUAUGUGCCCACGGCCAUGGACACGGAGGUGCUCGACGGCUAUGACACGGAGGACGAGACGGCGGUCAACACCCUGAAGCAGGUGAUGAAUGUCUCGCAGCGCAUGAGGGUGCUGGAGGGAUGUCUGAUCAGCACGCGCGUGGCAGACAAGGACUGCGUUCUCAAUGCGCACGCGAUCGGAGCAGCUCAAGAAUUCAUGCGCAUAGUGGAAGAGGAUUCGGGUGCAGUGGUGGGUCCCCCCGUCACUCAUGGUGGCCAUGGCGGUGCUGACGGUAUUGGUCGCGCAGCAGGCUGUGAAAGAAGCUCAAUAUAUUCAAGCAGAAGAAGCAGGCCUACCUCCCUGGUCGAGAGGCUUCGAGGGGAGAAGAUGGAGAUAGCCGCAGAGUACAUCAAGUAUUGGCGAGCGAAGACCACGUUCGCGAAGGAAGGGGGAGGAGGCCAAAGUUCGUCACUCGUUCUACAUUCAUGCGUUCGUGCCGAUAGGGGACUCGCUCAACGUGUUGAUAGUGCCAGCCAACCUCCUGGUCGCCAAGUGCCUCAUGAAACUGGGGCUCGUGAUGAAGCCAGGCCCUCCGCCGCGAGGGGGCCCCGAGAGCAAGCUCCAGAACUCCCCGACGAAAAUGCUGAAGGGGGGCCUGGUCAACGGUGGUAGGAGCGAGGUUCUGAGGAGCUCUGAGGGAAGCUGGUAGCAGUUGUAGUCAGCCGUUAGGACCUGUCAAUGUUUUAGAAGCUGGGGAACCCAGGCAGUGUGCUUCCGAGCAGGACUGAGUUCAAUUUUGGGCUUAUGGGCCCAUCCGGAUUUUCAGCCAACACGCAGGCCCUGAAAGGGCAAAGGGAGUGGUAGAGGUAGAGGCCUGACUUAAGCGCUGGGGCCUCUCCUUGAUCUUUGUGGUGUGUCCUCGCCUGCCUCCGCCUUCCUGCUCCCUCUGUGUGGCUCCC